Molecule: messenger RNA, 2400 nt
Organism: Pipistrellus nathusii (Nathusius's pipistrelle)
Lineage: Eukaryota; Metazoa; Chordata; Mammalia; Chiroptera; Vespertilionidae
Source: the annotation of a GenBank genome assembly
AUGGCUGCUUCUCAGGAACUGUUGACUUUCACGGAUGUGGCCAUAGACUUCUCUCAGGAGGAGUGGGAGUGCCUGGACCCAGCUCAGCGAAAGUUGUACCUGGAUGUGAUGUGGGAGAACUACAGCAACCUGGCCUCCCUGGCUAUGUUAUCUGAAAAUGACAAGGCCUUUAUGCUAAAUCCUGGAAUACCAGAUUUAUUCUCUGAAAUCAUACUGAGUACACAUAAUGGAAAUAGCAACUAUCAAUGGAUUGAACAUUGGAAAAAGUUUAAGCAGAAGUCAUAUUUUAAUUAUCGGAUUAGUGAGCUUGCAGAGGACCAUUAUAACAGUGGAAAUGUCAUUGACCAAAUGUCCAAUCACAACAUACCUCAGGUUAUUCCUAUUGUGGAGAAGACAUACAAUGGAAGUAAAUGUGUCCAAUCUUUUCAGCAGUCUUCAAAUUACUCUGAACAGGAGAAUAUUCAUGUUGGGGAAGAGGCUUACAAAUGGAAUCCAUGUGGGAGAGUCUUCAGUCAAAUAUUCAAUCUAAAUAUAAUGGAAAAAGUCCAUAGUGGGGAAAAACCUUAUCAAUGUAAAGAUUCUAAUAAAACAUCUAAUUGGCCUUCAGGUUCUACUCUAAAUCAGAAAAUUCACACUGCAGAGAAGACUUACAAAUAUAAAGCAUGUAGCAAAGCCUUUAAAUGUCAUUCAUCUCUUACUGUACAUAAGGGAGGAAAUCAUACUAUAGCAAAAUUUUGCAAACUCGAAGAAAAUGGAACAGGCUUUAGUCAGUCCUCAAGACAUAAUCAACAUCAUAGAAAUCAUAUAGAAGAAAAGUCUUAUAAGUGUUCAGAGUGUGGCAAAGUCUUUAGCCGGCCUUCAGCAUUUAGAAUUCAUCUCAGAAUUCACACUGGAGAGAAACCUUAUAAAUAUAGAGAAUAUGACAAAUCCUUUAACAGCCAUGCGGUUCUUAGUAAUCAUCACAGUGUUCAUUCUGAAGAUAAGCCUUAUAAAUGUAGAGAAUGUGGUAAAGCAUUCCUCCACAUAUCAAACAUGAUUCGACAUCAGAAAGUUCAUACUGGAGAAAAACCUUACAAAUGUAAAGAAUGUGGCAAAGCCUUCAGUCAGUCCUUCUGCCUUAAUCGUCAUCAGAGUGUUCAUACUGGAGAGAAGCCUUACAAAUGUACAAAAUGUGGUAAAGCGUUCAGUGAGUCUGCAAGCCUUAAUCGACAUCAGAGAGUUCACACUGGAGAGAAGCUGUAUAAAUGUAGAGAGUGUGACCAAGCCUUUAGCUGGCCCUCAACCCUUAGUAGUCAUCAGAAAAUUCACACUGGAGAGAAACCUUAUAAAUGCAGAGAAUGUGGCAAAGCCUUCAGUCAGUCCUCCUCCCUUAAUCGUCAUCAGAGUGUUCAUACCGGAGAGAAGCCUUAUCAAUGUACAGAAUGUGGCAAAGCCUUCAGUGAGUCCGCAACCCUUAAUCGACAUCAGAGAGUUCACACUGGAGAGAAGCUGUAUAAAUGUGGAGAAUGUGACCAAGCCUUUAGCUGGCCCUCAACCCUUACUAAUCAUCAGAAAAUUCACACUGGAGAGAAACCUUUUACAUAUAGAGAAUAUGGCGAAUCCUUUAUUAGCCAUGCAGGUGUUACUAAUCAUCAAGGUGUUCAUACUGAAGAUAAACCUUAUAAAUGUAGAGAAUGUGGUAAAGCUUUCUUCCAUGCCUCGAACGUGAUUCGACAUCAGAAAGUUCAUACUGGAGAGAAACCUUACAAAUGUAGAGAAUGUGGCAAAGCCUUCAGUGAUUCCUCCUCCCUUAUUAGACAUCAUAGGGUUCACACUGGAGAGAAGCUGUAUAAAUGUAAAGAAUGUGGCAAAGCCUUUAGGCAGUCCUCAUCCCUUACUUAUCAUCGCAGAGUUCAUACUGGAGAGAGGCCUUACAAAUGUAGAGAGUGUGGCAAAGCCUUCUGGCAAUCCCAAACCCUUACUGAUCAUCAGAAAACUCACACUGGAGAGAAGCAUCAUGAAUGUAGAGAAUGUGGCAAAGUCUUUAGCCGGGCUUCAAUUCUUUCUUCACAUCAGAGAAUUCAUACUGGCGAGAAGCCUUAUAAAUGUAAAGAAUGUGGCAAAGCCUUUAGCUGGUCCUCAAAUCUCACCACGCAUCAGCGAGUUCACACUGGAGAGAAGCCUUAUAAAUGUGGAGAAUGUGGCAAAGCCUACAGGCACUCCUCGGCCCUGAUUUACCAUCAGAGAGUUCAUACCGGAGAGAAGCCUUAUAUGUGUGGGAAAUGUGGCAAAUCCUUUGGCAAUGGCUCAAAUCUCUCAGCACAUCAGAGAGUCCAUACUGGCGAGAAGUAUUACAAAUGUGAGGAGAGUUUUAAAUCCUUUACCAACAGUGAGAACUUACUAAACAUCACAGAAUUUUGA